Molecule: messenger RNA, 1542 nt
Organism: Caenorhabditis remanei
Lineage: Eukaryota; Metazoa; Nematoda; Chromadorea; Rhabditida; Rhabditidae
Exons: 10
Coding region: 1-1542 (513 amino acids)
Biological process (GO): protein phosphorylation; intracellular signal transduction; positive regulation of protein kinase activity
Cellular component (GO): cytoplasm
Molecular function (GO): ATP binding; calcium/calmodulin-dependent protein kinase activity; calmodulin binding
Source: RefSeq, a predicted model, not a curated record
AUGGUCGGCGAUACAUCCGAUGAUUCGCCGGGUCCAUCGUCUUCUUCUCAAACAAAUGUAAUGACAACAACAGGCAAUGUGGAUAGAAGAUCAUUAUUAUCAGCUGCUUCAAUGGUUAGACAACAAUCAGAUACAACUGGAGUCAGGAGGCUAGUGAGGGCAAGAGCUGUUCAGGAAGAUGAUGAAGCUGGACCUCAUUCUAGUAAUAAUCUCGCCGCCACAAUGUCACCAAAUUUAUCGAGACCGACGAGAUAUGUUAAGUCGGUCUCACAGCAGCGGAGCGAAAGUUAUAUUCAAUUGAAUCAAUACAGGCUAAUGGAGGAAAUAGGACAGGGUUCUUAUGGAAUUGUUAAACUCGCUUACAACGAGGAAGACAAGAAUCUUUACGCGUUGAAAGUACUGGAUAAGAUGAAACUUCUGAAGAAUUUCGCUUGUUUUCGACAACCGCCUCCACGACGAAAUAAGGAAAAUGCAGCACCAUCAGUACUCAAAAAUCCCCUUCAAUUAGUACAAAAAGAGAUUGCAAUUCUGAAAAAGUUGUCACAUCCGAAUGUUGUCAAAUUAGUCGAGGUUCUCGAUGAUCCAAAUGACAACUAUUUGUAUAUGGUUUUCGAGUUUGUGGAGAAAGGAUCAAUUCUGGAGAUUCCAACAGAUAAACCACUAGAUGAGGAUACUGCGUGGAGCUAUUUCAGAGAUACAUUAUGUGGAUUAGAGUACUUACAUUACCAAAAAAUAGUUCAUCGAGAUAUCAAACCAUCAAAUCUAUUGCUCAGUGAUAUAGGGCAAGUAAAAAUUGCUGAUUUCGGAGUUUCUUGUGAAUUCGAAGGGAUCGACGCCUUCUUAUCGGGAACUGCUGGAACACCGGCAUUCAUGGCUCCAGAAGCACUUACAGAAGGAGCAAAUCACUUCUAUUCGGGUCGAGCCCAAGAUAUCUGGUCAUUAGGAAUCACUUUGUAUGCUUUUGUUAUUGGAACUGUUCCAUUUGUGGACAAUUAUAUUAUCGCACUUCAUAAAAAGAUCAAAAACGAUCCGAUCAUAUUCCCAGAAGCACCUGUUUUGAGUGAAGCACUUCAAGAUUUGAUUCUCGGAAUGCUGAAAAAAGAUCCUGGUCAUCGAUUGAUGCUUCAUGAAGUGAAAGUUCACACCUGGGUGACACGUGGUGGAACUGUUCCAAUGUCGUCAGAACAAGAGAAUUGCCAUCUUGUAACUGUGACAGAAGAAGAAAUUGAGAACUGUGUCAGAGUGAUACCUCGACUAGAUACUCUCAUUCUUGUGAAAGCAAUGGGACAUCGGAAGAGAUUCGGAAAUCCGUUCAGAAAUAAGCUGAGUGCGCAAUCAAGUAUUCGAGACAGACGGAAAAGCUCUUCUGUCAAAGAUCCAACCUAUGUUCCACCGCCUAACUCUCCUCCAGCUACAUCCAAUAACAACUCAAGCAACAAAGUCGACCGUCCAGAAAUCAAAUGUAUCGAGAUGAAUUUAUCGGGUUUAACGUUGAAAGUCGACGAAGCAAUGCAGCCGAAAGUCGAAUCCGCUAGACAAUGA